UCCCAGAGGCCCCCGCGCCGCCGGGGUCCUAACAGGCAACACCGCCUUCCUCCGCACGUGUCCGCAGAGCGAUGCCCAAGUCCAAGCGCGACAAGAAAGUUUCCUUAACCAAAACUGCUAAGAAAGGCUUGGAACUGAAACAGAACCUGAUAGAAGAGCUUCGGAAAUGUGUGGACACGUACAAGCACCUUUUCAUCUUCUCCGUGGCCAACAUGAGGAACAGCAAGUUGAAGGACAUCCGGAGUGCCUGGAAGCACAGCCGGAUGUUCUUUGGCAAAAACAAAGUGAUGAUGGUGGCCUUAGGUCGAAGCCCAUCUGAUGAGUACAAAGACAACCUGCAUCAGGUCAGCAAGAAGUUGAGGGGUGAAGUUGGUCUCCUUUUCACCAAUCGUACUAAAGAGGAAGUAAACGAGUGGUUCACGAAGUACGCAGAAAUGGACUAUGCUCGUGCUGGAAACAAAGCAACGUUCACCGUGACCCUGGACCCAGGGCCCCUGGAGCAGUUCCCCCACUCCAUGGAGCCACAACUGAGGCAGCUGGGCCUGCCUACUGCCCUCAAGAGAGGUGUGGUGACCCUGCUGUCCGACUAUGAAGUGUGCAAGGAGGGCGAUGUGCUGACACCAGAGCAGGCCCGCAUCCUGAAGCUUUUCGGAUAUGAGAUGGCUGAAUUCAAGGUGACUAUCAAAUACAUGUGGGAUGCACAGUCCAGAAGGUUCCAACAGAUGGAAGAUGACUUGCCAGAGAGUGCGCCUGAGUCGACAGAAGAAUCAGAGGACGACGACGAUGACUGCUGAUAGGCAAGCAGGACUGAGGGCCUCUGGCUAGGUCCGGGUGUCAUAUUGACUAUCUGGACUGCCACCGCCCCUCUUGGCGGAGCAGCUAUUUAUCUUGCUGUGGAAGACAAAUGAGGGCUAUAGGGACAGACUUUUCCUACAAAGAAUAAAACUAUCUGCAGGGUGUCUCCGUGUAGA
Molecule: messenger RNA, 971 nt
Organism: Miniopterus natalensis
Lineage: Eukaryota; Metazoa; Chordata; Mammalia; Chiroptera; Miniopteridae
Gene: MRTO4
Product: MRT4 homolog, ribosome maturation factor
Biological process (GO): nuclear-transcribed mRNA catabolic process; rRNA processing; ribosomal large subunit biogenesis
Cellular component (GO): preribosome, large subunit precursor; nucleolus
Molecular function (GO): RNA binding
Source: RefSeq, a predicted model, not a curated record